Messenger RNA from Phaedon cochleariae (mustard beetle), 1103 nucleotides. Lineage: Eukaryota; Metazoa; Arthropoda; Insecta; Coleoptera; Chrysomelidae. The record is from the annotation of a GenBank genome assembly.
GACCGGCAAGUCAUACACAGUGUGUCAAAAUUUGGUAAACGCGUGCUGUGAUAGUUUCACGUAUCUAUUAUAUUUUUUCGUUAAUUAAAUCGUCAACAACUAACCAACAGAAUGAUGUUCCUAUCAGUAUUACUCAUCACCAUCACCACCUUGGACCAGUUCCAAUGCAUAAGACUGAUCGACGACAUCGAUAACGAAGUGAGCGGUGACCCGACCGUCAACAUCGCCUACAACUCAUGGUUGAAGAUCACACAGGCUCCCAGUCACGUCGUCACCAAGAAAGUGGGAGCCCACUUGGAGCUGCACUGCGAGGCCAUGGGCUCCCCGCCUCCCACGAUAGAAUGGUACAAGAGGAACCGGAAGAUCACGGAGAACGAAAGUUUCGAGCCGUACACGGUUCCGCCAGGCACCGCCAUCGCCACCGUACAGUCGCGGCUCGUCAUCAACCACCUGUUGCCGCGCCACCAGGACGUGUACCGAUGCGUGGCGCAAGGGGGCGCCAGAGUAGCCACCGCCGCCUCCAAGGUGGUGGUGGCCAACAAGGAGGGACGCGAGAUGAACCUCACGCAGCUGCUGACCGCGAAGAUCUUGGGGGCGCACCAUCUGCCGAGAGUAACGUUAUGGGCGUCGACGUACCUGGACGUCAUCGGAAAUGACGUACUGCUUCCGUGCAAAUUCGUGGGCAACCCCAAGCCGUAUGUGAUUUGGAGCGACCCCAACGGCACGGUAAUUGAGAACGACGAGAGAUACUCCAUAUCGCAGGAGGGUGAACUCAGAAUAAGGUCCAUCGCUUGGUCAGAUCAUGGACCUUACACGUGUUCGCUGGAAAAUUCCGUCGGAGUAGAUUCCGUGGAGACGUUUUUAUAUCCGAUGGAGAAACCAUCGAAAUAAUCGGCGAUUAGCGGAAUUCGUCCCUUCCAAAUCUGAUUCUAGUCAAAUUUUCUUAAGCAUUCCAAGGAAAGAUUAGCUUGGAUCUUUUUUAAAUUAAUUUAUAAACUAGUAUUUAUAAUUUAGGUAUUAUUAGUUUAAUAAAUUAUGUACUUAUUUAUAUUGAUGUAUAAAAGUGAAAUUCUUAAAUCGAUGAGAUUAAAAAUUAUGACUAA